AAGUUCCAAAACAUUUUGGACGACGACAGGCAUGUUCCCACAGGAACUGAUUAUUGGUUUUCCCAAAUGUGUAAAAAUCAGCAAAGUUGCCAUCCAGUGUUAUUUGGUGCGGACCUUAAGGAUUGAAAGAAGCACAUCUAAAGACCCUGUUGGUUUUGAACAGUGUGUUGAAAAAGAUUUGCAGCACAGAGAAGGGCAGCUCCAAAUGGAAGAAUUUCCACUUCCUGAGUUCCAAGCCACUUACUUGCGUUUCAUCAUCAAAUCUGCCUUUGAUCAUUUUGUGUCAGUGCACCGGGUGAUGGCAGAGGGCACAGCAGAGAACACUUGAGCCCAGCUUAAAUUUGGGCCUCCACUUUUAUUUUUUUAUAAGGAAGUUACAUUUUGAUAGCUGCACUGCAGAGAAUGUUUAUUAUUAGCACCCUGUAUUAAAGUGGUUUUUGAAGGUAAAUGGAUGUGAUAUGUAUUCCCUGCUGGUUUAAUGUAUGGAAUAGAAUAGGAGAAUAUGGAAUCAUUUAGGUUGGAAAAGACUUUUAGGAUGAUCAAGUCCAACCACAACACAGUGCAGUUGUUAAUUGUAGUAACAGCUUUUUCAUUUUGUUACCUAAACUGUCAGCCUAGGACACCUGAACAUAACUGAGUCCAUUUAAGGUAGUAUAUUUAUGUCAGGCUUACAUAAUACAUUAAUUAAAACUCAAUUUCCUAUAAAAUGUUUCCCUUGCACUCUGAAUUAAAUAGAAAAAAAAAGUGUGAGCUACUUAAGUGGGAUGUAUUACUUCCUACUGUCAAACAAGUCCUUCAAAAGUCCUUAAAUUGGUAUGUUUCUGCUCAGCUCAAACUCAGAGAUUAUUAGAAUGAAUAUAAAUACCUGCUAAUGCUUAGAAAUAACCUGGGGGAGAGAGGCAGGGCAGGAAGGGAAAUAAUCUGAAGUCAAAUGAAGUGUUUUGAUAGACUUUUAAUAAUUGUAGAUCAACCCCUUGUUUCUAUAAAUAUUUUCUAGAAUCAGGUCACAGCCGCCAGUGCUUUAAGCUGGGACCAUCAUAACAAAUAUUCAUGGAAACAGAUGUUGAUUGAGAUUGUCUUGCUCAGAAGCCUCCUGAAGUCACUGAACGGGAACAUUUCAUAUACACAAGUGCAAUGUGUAUAUUAAUGUGAAAUCAGUUGCUUUGCAUGCUGGUGGACUCUUGCAAAUGUCACCACCCUGAAGUUCAUCCUGCAGGAAAUUCCUUACAAGUGUAAGUGUUGGUAUCCAGAGCUCAAUGGACCCAGCUCCCACAUUACUGCAUGUGGGAUAAGAGUAGUAAGUUACUAUUCUUGAACUUCUUUAUCCAAAUAGUUUUGGCUUCGAAGUCCUCUUCCUUUUCUAUUUCAGUUUUUCCAGGAUGGCACGUAUUUCCUGGGGGUGGUAAUUCCAAGGCCCCACUCCUCCCUGCAAGGGCAAUAAAAUGACACAGUGAUGCUCAAGCAGAGCAGAAAUCCUUCAGAGCACAGCAGCUGCACCAGAACUGUGGGCAGGUGUGGCUUGGGCUCCCUUUCCACUGGAGCCAUCCCUGGGAGAUGGUUACACACUGGUUACACCCUGCUGUGUCACUCAGUCUGGAUCCUGGAGGUGGGAAGUGUUCCUGGAUUUCACAGCUUAGAUGUACCUCAGGUUACUAGUGAGCCAAAAGAUAAAUAUUUGAGCAAGACUGAGGUGUACAUCAAAUAUGUACAUUAUAAAGGCCCAGACUGGUUUUGCUGCAUUUUCAUUUCUCUCCACAUUUACAGUGCAUUGUGAAAUGUUUCGCUCUCAAACAGAACAAAAUACUGUUACAUGUAAAGUAGUCUCAAGUCACCUUGAAAUUUAAAAUUCUCUGUACACUGUGCUGAUGUUUUUUACCUUGUAGAUGACCUUCCCUCCCUGCAGCAUGUAGAGUCGCUCUGGCAGUGCAGCGUAUUUAGAGCUGCUCAGGUUCUCCAUAGUGUCCAAAACCACUGGACACAGAGGGUGAUUUUUCUGAAGAAGUUGUGCUGCAAUUUUUCGAUCUUCAAGGCUUCUGUGAUUUUUAAUAAUGACAUUGUUUUUAAAAGCCCAUCCAUCUAAAACAAAUGAGGAAGGGAUUUAGCAGUGAAGGUUUUGAAUAGAUGCAAAGCUGGACAUGUACUGUGUGUCAUACCCCAAAACUGGGUUAAAAGAAUCUUACAGUUUAUUCCUAACAUCAAAACUUUUCAUGAAAUGAAAGCCCUUCUUAAGUUAUCGCAGCACUAGAGCUUUCUAUUAAGUGGCCCCAAGAUCUGGGUUUUUUUUCCCUCAUCAAACUGUAUUUUCUUGCCCUGGAUUCAGAAAUAUUUGAUGGAUUUUAGCUGAAAUUUUCCCACAUAGAUCUACCCUACAAAGACACCAGGUGGGGAACAUGUAUUAGGUAAGGUUUGUCAGUGUUGUUCAUUUUGCUUGAUUGUACUCAUUAAGCCUAUAAACCAAAAUUACAGGUCUGUGAGAAGUGAAAUGUGAGCCAGGCCAUGCCUUUGUUUAUCAGAACUAUGCAAACAAACACUUGCACACAACUCUUCCCAAUAAAGCAGAAACUAGUGAAAGGGUUUGAUGACUGACUUAGUCAUUAUCUGAGUUGCUGAAAAUGACACUUUGCUAGAAAACUAUAAAUGUUAGGUUUUAGAAAAACAUUUAAUCCUGGGGUAAAACCAGUGCCAUUGUGUUACUUAGAAUCCAGUGCAGAUAAACAAGUGUGGUUUGUUUGCUUGCUAAAUUUUUCAAAUUGGAGUCUGCAUCCUGUUCUUGGAAAAUAUUAAAAACUUUUUUUUUUCUGUCAACA
Molecule: messenger RNA, 2807 nt
Organism: Zonotrichia albicollis (white-throated sparrow)
Lineage: Eukaryota; Metazoa; Chordata; Aves; Passeriformes; Passerellidae
Source: RefSeq, a predicted model, not a curated record